This is a messenger RNA of Indicator indicator, 1917 nucleotides long. It is a transcript of the gene PODXL2, whose product is annotated as podocalyxin like 2. The transcript is spliced from 8 exons. NCBI's taxonomy places the organism in Eukaryota, Metazoa, Chordata, Aves, Piciformes, Indicatoridae. The record is from RefSeq and is a predicted model, not a curated record. The coding region runs from base 1 to 1917 and encodes 638 amino acids.
AUGGUCCAUGUUGUCACGCAGCAAGAAGAGGAAGCACAGGCCUGGCAAGGGACCUUGUGGCUCUGCCUUGCCUCCUCGGAGGAACCAACCACUGAUGGCCUCACAUCAACUUCCCUUCUGGAGUUUGCCAUGAUGUCCCACCUGGAGGCCAUGAAUUCCCACGAGCAGACCAGCCCGGAAGCUGCAGAGCCAGAUCUUGCCCCUGGCUCUCUGCAUGCUGCCCCGGGAUCGGGCUUUGCUAGUGAGGAGAAUGAGGAGUCCAAGAUCUUACAGCCCCCACAGUACUUCUGGGAAGAUGGGGGAGAGCUCAAUGACUCCAACCUGGACUUGGGACCAGCAACAGAUUACAGCUUUCCUGCUGUGUCUCAGAAGGCCCUGCUGAAAGGGAAUGGGACACAAGUGAAAGACAUCUGGGAAACAGCCACUGCCCAGCCACCAGCAGAAUUUGUUGAACCUGACUUGAACACACCUUUCUCCAGCACGCUGGAGGAAGAGGAGGGACUGCUCCCUAUAGACCACUCUAGAGGAGGAGUGGAGAACUUCCAGACCUCUGGGCCAGAGAUUACAUCUUCUGAACCAGCAGAUCAAGAGGACUCCUUCUCCCUUCUGUUUUCCACAGCCUCUGCCAGGCCAGGUUUUGUGACAGAGGCAGCCAGAGGAGGGCAAGAAGAGGACUCUGUUCCUCCAGGCUUAGACCUUGGGAGUAGCAUGGGACCAGGUCUUCUGCCUGUGUCCUCUGUUUUUUCUACUACUGUUGCCACAGGGUCUCCCAGAGUUUCAGAAGAGCUGUUUGAGGUGACAGCUGGGGAUGCGUGGGCUGUUGAGGGAGCAGAUUUGGAGCUGACUGUGACUACAAGAACAGAGCUUGCAGAGCCCACAGUGGAGACUGGAGGGGAAGAGCAUUCAGCCAGAGAGGAGGUUUCAGAGGCCACGGUGGGGUGGGAGAUGCUGGAGCCCACGUCACUAAGUGAAAUGGAGCAGACAGUAGAAAUGCCUGUGGGGACACCCUCUUUGGGAGGCAGCUCCCCAGACACCCACACUCUUCUGGGAAGUGAGCAGCACACCACCUCUGCAUCUCCAUGGGACAGGGCUGGUGAACCUGCACCAGAUCCCAUUUGGAAUGACACCGAGUCAGCCACUGAGACUGUGGCAGCAGAGAGGAGCUUCUCACCACAAGCUGGGGAUGCCCGCAUGGCUGUGCUACCAACAGAGCUGCCCUGGGACUCAGCACAGGUAAUCUGCAAAGACUGGAGCAACCUUGCGGGGAAAAACUACAUCAUCCUGAAUAUGUCAGAUAACAUUGACUGUGAGGAGUUUCGUCUAGAGAGGGGUCCCCAGCUGUUGGCACUGGUGGAGGAUGCUUUCUCCAGACAGGCAGAUGGACUGCAGGACCGCUGGCUGAUCUCUCUGAGCAAACCCAAUGAGAACGACAAGCACUUGCUAAUGACACUGGCAGGGGAACAGGGCAUCAUCCCUACAAAUGAUGUACUCAUGGCACUAGGGGAUGUUAAGAGGAGCUUAGCUGAGAUUGGCAUCCAGAACUACUCAACCACCACGAGCUGCCAGUCGCACCCCAACCAGACGCGCAGUGAUUAUGGGAAACUCUUUGUGGUGCUGGUGAUCAUUGGCUCCAUCUGUGCCAUCAUCAUUGUGUUGGGGCUCAUAUACAACUGCUGGCAGAGGCGCCUGCCCAAGAUGAAGAACAUGUCACACGGUGAGGAGCUGCGCUUUGUUGAGAACGGCUGCCAUGACAACCCCACCUUGGAUGUGGCCAGUGACAGCCAGUCAGAAAUGCAGGAGAAGAAGCCAAGCGUGAAUGGUGGAAACACUAUCAAUGGUCCUGACAGCUGGGAUGUCCUGAUCAAUAAGCAGGCGAGCGAGGAUGUGGAUGUGUUUGAGGAAGACACACAUCUUUAG